UCUGGUAGUGCAUGGCGACGCGCUCGCGGUGCUGGAAGUCGCUGCCGUCGGUGCCGGCCGCUCGCGGGCCCGCCCGGGACGCCAUGGCCCCCCGCGCCCCCCGCGCACGCCGCCCGCUGCCGCAGCCGCCCGAGACUUGCCCCGGCUCCGCCGCCCCGGCGGCCGCGCUGUUCCCGAGCGACGACUUCCGGCCUCUCUGUCUCGGCGGGGGCGACUCUAUCGUCGCUUCCGGCGCGCCGACGCACGCGCGCUCCCGAGGCCCCGCCCCGCCCCGCGGUGGAAGCCGGAAGUGGCUGGUGGCGGCCGGCGUGUCGUCGCCUCCCGGCUGUUCUCGGUCCAGUGUGGUUCAGCUGACGAGGAUGGAAUAUGCCAUGAAGUCCCUCGGCCUCCUGUACCCCAAGUCCCUCUCCAGGUACGUGGCCGUGAGCGCCACCUCCGUGGUGACCCAGCAGCUGGUGGAGGCAGAGGCGCCCCGGGCCCGGCCCUGCAAGGUCAGCAGCGCCGACCGCAGUGUCCGCAAGGGCAUCAUGGCGCGCAGCCUGGACGAUCUCCUGGGCAAGGUCCGCGACACCGAGCUGCCCGCCAGCAAGCCCUUCUCCCUGGUGCUGGAGGAGGACGGCACGACGGUGGAGACUGAGGAGUACUUCCAGGCGCUGGCCGACGACACCGUCUUCAUGGUGCUCCAGAAGGGGCAGAAGUGGCAGCCGGCCUGGGCGCAGAGGAGCAAGUACCAGCGGUCCCUGUCUCGGAAGCCCGCCCAGAAGAUCGACGUGGCCCGUGUGACCUUCGACCUGUACAAGAUGAGCCCCCAGGACUUCCUGGGCUGCCUGAACGUGAAGGCGACGCUCUACGGCACCUACUCCCUGUCCUACCACCUGGACUGCGCCGGGGCCAAGCGCCUCAUGAGGGAGACGCUCCGCUGGGCCAUCUUCAGCAUGCAGGCCACGGGCCACAUGCUGCUCGGCACCUCCUGCUACAUGGAGCAGGUCCUGGACGCCACGGAGGGCAGGCCGCCCCCCCAGCACCAGGCCUCCGCCCUGCUCCCCACCUGUCUGAAGAUGCUGCAGUGAGGCCUCGCCGGGGGACCCUGCCCAGGCGGGAGCACCCACAGCCCGGCAGCUGGAGCCGCGGGCCUCGCCAUACCUCUCUCACUCCACGGGGACACGGAAGAGAAGCGGGGUUGCCGGACCCCCACAGGGGGUGGCCAAAGGAGAACCCGGAGUUCCAGGCCUGACCUGGCAACUUCCUGCCCGGAGGGCUUAGCGGGGCUGGAGCCCGAGGAGGCCGGCCGUGGGGUCUGCCCUCGCUGCCCCUUCACCCGCGACAGCG
Molecule: messenger RNA, 1329 nt
Organism: Sorex araneus (European shrew)
Lineage: Eukaryota; Metazoa; Chordata; Mammalia; Eulipotyphla; Soricidae
Gene: CIDEC
Product: cell death inducing DFFA like effector c
Exons: 6
Coding region: 12-1070 (352 amino acids)
Biological process (GO): regulation of apoptotic process; apoptotic process
Source: RefSeq, a predicted model, not a curated record